Messenger RNA from Staurois parvus, 345 nucleotides. The record is from the annotation of a GenBank genome assembly. NCBI's taxonomy places the organism in Eukaryota, Metazoa, Chordata, Amphibia, Anura, Ranidae.
CAACUGCCGGUUCUCGGCAGUACUUUCCUCACGAUCUGACAGCGUGCGGAAAGUGCAGCCGAGAACCGGCACUUGCAUUUCCCUGUGAUCAGCACUGAUCAUCAGGGCACUAAUGAUCAGUGUGCCCUGAUGAUCAGUGUAGCCCCAGCAGUGCCACCUGUCAGUGUCCAUCAGUGCCUUAUGUCAGUGCCUCGUGCCAGUGCCCAUCAGUGCCACAUAUCAGUGCACACCAGUGCACAUCAAUGCCACAUAUCAGUGCCCAUCUGAGCUGCCUUUCAGUGUCACCCAUCAGUGCCAGUCAGUGCCACCUAUCAGUGCUGCCAAUCAGUGCCACCUAUCAGUGCC